AUGGCUUCCGGGAACCAUCAUCGCGGCAGGGGUGACCGAGACUGCAGGGAGGUGCAGCUCGGCAAUACUGCAGGGCCGGAGGUCCCCCGACUCGGUGGAGAGGGCCUGUUUCUAAGCAUCCAUCUUUCCUCUCCUUCUUCUUUAUCAGGUACAAAUGGUGAGCAGUCCCAUACCCCGUCUCCACCCAACUCUCCUGGACGCCACAGCGAGAGCUGUAGCAUUGCGCCUCUCACCCCAUCUCAGUCACCGAGGAAUGAAAUCCGGAGGAGACAGCCCACUCCCUUCGGCGUGGUGGUGGCCAUCGACUUUGGCACCACUUCCAGCGGCUAUGCCUUCAGCUUUGUUAGCGACCCAGAGACCCUGCACAUGAUGAGGAAAUGGGAAGGAGGAGAUCCUGGAGUGGCCCAUCAGAAGACGCCAACCAGCCUUCUCUUGACGCCAGAAGGCACCUUCCACAGUUUUGGCUACACUGCUCGGGAUUAUUACCACGACCUCGACCCGGAGGAGGCCCGGGACUGGCUGUACUUCGAAAAGUUCAAAAUGAAGAUCCACAGUUCCAGCGAUUUGAGCAUGAAGACUGAACUGGCGGCGGUGAAUGGGAAGAAGCUACCGGCCUUGGAGGUCUUUGCUCACGCCCUUCGUUUCUUCAAGCGACAGGCUGUGCAGGAACUGAAGGACCAGUGCCCUGCGUCACCUGUGGCAGAUGCCAUCCGGUGGGUGAUCACGGUGCCCGCCAUUUGGAAACAGCCAGCUAAACAGUUCAUGAGAGAAGCUGCCUAUCUGGCUGGGCUGGUGUCUUCGGAGAACCCUGAGCAGCUGCUGAUCGCUCUGGAGCCAGAGGCAGCCUCUAUCUACUGCCGGAAACUUCGCCUCAACCAGCUGAUCGAUCUCAGCUACAGGCCCCAGGCAAACGGCCUGGCCUCGGACCUUCCGAUUGACUCCAGCUUCAGGCAGGCCCGAGAACAGCUCCGCCGGUCCAGACACAGCCGGACUUUCUUGAUCGAGUCUGGGGUGGGCGAGCUCUGGUCGGAAAUGCAGACAGGGGACCGCUACAUCGUGGCCGACUGCGGAGGGGGGACAGUUGAUCUGACGGUCCACCAGAUCGAGCAACCCCAGGGCACCCUGAAGGAGCUCUACAAGGCGUCAGGUGGUCCCUACGGGGCUGUUGGGGUGGACCUGGCCUUUGAGAACCUGCUCUGCCAGAUAUUUGGCGAAGACUUCAUCGCCACAUUCAAAGCCAGGCGUCCAGCAGCCUGGGUUGACCUGACCAUCGCUUUCGAGGCCCGCAAGCGGACAGCUGCGCCCCACCGGGCCAACCCUCUCAACAUCUCCCUCCCCUUCUCCUUCAUCGACUUCUACCGCAAGCACCGGGGGCAGAACGUGGAGACUGCCCUCAAGCGCAGCAGCGUGAACUUGGUGAAGUGGUCUUCUCAAGGGAUGCUGCGCAUGUCUCCCGAGGCCAUGAACGAGCUAUUCCAGCCCACGGUCAGCCAGAUCAUUAACCACAUUGAUGACCUCAUGAAGAAACCUGAAGUGAAGGGCAUCAAGUUCCUCUUCCUGGUGGGCGGAUUUGCUGAGUCGGCCAUUUUGCAGCACGCUGUCCAGUCUGCCUUCAGUAGCUCCUGCCGGGUCAUCAUCCCUCAAGACGUGGGGCUGACCAUCCUGAAAGGGGCGGUGCUGUUUGGCCUUGACCCCACCAUUGUCCGGGUGAGGCGAUCCCCCCUGACUUACGGCGUGGGGGUCCUGAACAAGUUUGUGGAGGGGAAACACCCCAAGGAGAAGCUCCUGGUCAAGGAAGGGAAGAACUGGUGCACUGACAUCUUUGAGAAGUUUGUGUCUGUGGAUCAAUCGGUGGCCCUGGGCGAAGUGGUGCAAAGGAGCUACUGCCCGGCCCGGGUGGGGCAACGCAAGAUCAUCAUCAACAUCUACUGCUGUGCCACAGAUGAUGUGGUCUAUAUCACUGAUCCAGGGGUGAGGAAGUGUGGCACCGUCAGCCUAGAUCUAGAGGAACUUGAGGAGCCCGGCUCACCAAGGAAAAGCCGGCGGGAGAUAAGAGCAAGCAUGCAGUUUGGUGAUACAGAGAUCAAGGUGGCGGCCAUGGACGUCUGGACCUCCAAGACCGUGCGGGCAUCCAUUGAUUUCCUCUCCAACUGAUGCCCCGGAAGCGAGAGGACUUUGGAUUGGCAGAUGACUAGAGGCUAUGCACAGUUCCUCUUCGCUGUGAACCAGGAUCCCUUGGUGCACGCCAGGGAUGAAUCAUCUUUAUGGAAUCAGCCCAACCCUGGGCCAGUUUUUUUGAGGGGUGUGGAUUUAUGUCACGAACCUGCCAAAAGAUAGCAAACUGGAACUUACAAUGGCCAACUUAUUCGGUUACGCCCUGAUCAGUAACCAGUGGGACUGAGCCGGGGUCAAAAACGGGUUUCUGGGGAUUCUAGAAAACAGCAGGCUGACUGUUGUUGCCUUUGAAAGCUCAUCUUUGAAGCUCC
This is a messenger RNA of Candoia aspera, 2486 nucleotides long. It is a transcript of the gene HSPA12B, whose product is annotated as heat shock protein family A (Hsp70) member 12B. The record is from RefSeq and is a predicted model, not a curated record. NCBI's taxonomy places the organism in Eukaryota, Metazoa, Chordata, Lepidosauria, Squamata, Candoiidae. The transcript is spliced from 12 exons. The coding region runs from base 1 to 2154 and encodes 717 amino acids.